Molecule: messenger RNA, 614 nt
Organism: Caenorhabditis sp. 36 PRJEB53466
Lineage: Eukaryota; Metazoa; Nematoda; Chromadorea; Rhabditida; Rhabditidae
Source: the annotation of a GenBank genome assembly
AUGAAACGACCGACGGCCACUGUUUCGAAACUGGAAAUUCCCGAUUUUCAACUGCUCGUCUACAUUUUGUACGGCAAUUUCGACAAGGCAUUUCAAGGUGAGUGAGCCCGUCGGGACCGUCUCGAAAAAACGUUCCGUCGUUCGUUUCAGACACCCCAUUGCUGCACAGAUGUUCUGUUAUCGAUCGGCUGCUCAUCUACCUCUACCAGCACUCGCUGCUCAUCUCGAUCCUUCAACUCCUGAUCCACUACACCAUCCUCCACGACUCGGAUUUUCUGUCGAAUGUACCCGAUGACAAGUACCCGUUUCUGGCCGUCCUCGGUCUUUUCCUCGAACUCUACUCGAUCCGUGCCCUCAAUCCCCGACUCUUCACCCAAACCCUCAUUUUCUGCCUCCUCUCGCCCCUCUUCCACUUGUUCUUCGCCGGUUUCUACAACGAUCUGGUGAACGGCGCGUUCGAAACGAUCCGAUUGGGCGCGCUCACCGUCCUGGGCAUCGUCCUGUUCCUCCUCUCCACUUUCGUCCGUUGCAUUAUCGUGUCGAGCGAGGCGCAACUCGUGCGCAACAGACAACGGUGCACUAAGGAGAUCGAUCACGCCAUUUUCUAUGUCUGA